Centruroides sculpturatus (bark scorpion) is the source of this 3439-nucleotide messenger RNA. RefSeq names its product cytospin-A-like. Gene Ontology annotation, cellular component: microtubule organizing center; filamentous actin. Lineage: Eukaryota; Metazoa; Arthropoda; Arachnida; Scorpiones; Buthidae. Gene Ontology annotation, biological process: actin cytoskeleton organization. The transcript is spliced from 15 exons. Bases 401 to 2986 code for a protein of 861 amino acids. Gene Ontology annotation, molecular function: protein binding. The record is from RefSeq and is a predicted model, not a curated record.
CUUUAAAAGUAUAUUCAUGUAAUUGAAGAAUAUUUUGUAUGUACCAGUGUGGCUACACGCCUGUUUUUAUCGUUAUUAUUAUUAUUAGUCUGUAUAGUUUUAGUUUAAUUUAAAUUCUAGAAUUUUCCUUCUUUCCGAUUUCUGUGUUCCUUUGUCUCGGACUUCUGAGAACUCGCCUCACCUCUAACCCAUCAGGAGGUAGCGUUAGAACAAAAGGAGAAAACGAGGCUGGAGGGGAAAAGGAAGAGUUUCUAGAAGCAUUCUUAGACCGGACUCGGAGAGAGACAGACGAGUGGCAGCAGGUUCUUGAAAAGAAAAUCGAGGAGCGCUGCAGAAGGAGGCCGUAAGAAGCGGAUCGGUAGAAGAAUCCGGUCGACGAUUAUAGAGAAAAAACCCCAAAAUGGACCCAAAUUGUUCUAAAAGGAGAACAGAUGAGAAAGAGAAGCCGAGACGAGGAACGGUGGAGAACCAACUGGAAAAUUGGGAACAUCAAGGAGAAGGAGUAGAACAAAUGAGAGAAGAACUUGAAGCUUUACAAGAAGAAAAUUUAUCUUUAAAAGAACGUUUAGUUGAAAUGGGAGUAGGUUUGCCAGUUGAACAAGCUGCUCUUUCAGACACAGAAAAAGAACAAUUGUUGUUACGAAAAUCUGGAUCUAUUACAAGUCUUGACACUGAAAAGAAGGAUACGGAUGAGAUUAAUCCUUUAUCGAAUGAAAGUUUAAAUGAAAAAUUACCAAACUUAGAAAUGGGAGAGGCUUCAGGUGUUUCACUUCCUCGUCCACUCUCUGAAUGGGAUAAAGCAAGCAGUAGCAGUUUAAGUGAAAUGUCCAUGGCUUGCCUUCAAGACAGAAUUAUGCAAAUGGAAGAAACACAUUACAGCACAAAUGAAGAACUUCAGGCAACAUUACAAGAAUUAACUGAUCUACAAGAUCAGUUAACAGAUCUUCAACUUGAAAAUGAAAGAAUGAGUGAUGAAAAAGCUGUACUCUUAGAAUCUCUUUGUUCCCAAACAGAGAAAUUAGAGGAGUGUCGUACUCAAAUUACUCAGUUGAAACAACUGUUAUUCCAACAGUAUGAAGAAGGUGGAGAUGUUGUUUCAAAUGCUUCAGAACGUGAACAUCAUCUUGUGGAUUUGUUGAAAAAUUCACACGAAGAGCGCGAGAUGUUGUUAAUGAAGCAAGAAGAAUUAUCAUCCACUAUACAGGCAGCCAAAGAAGAAGCAAUGGGUUAUCAGACAGAAUUAGUAAUGCUUCGGGAUCGUGUUCGUUUAUUGGAAUCGACAGUUGAAAGUAUUAAUGCAGAUAAAAAAUUGUUGGAUAGACAAAACAUCGAAAAUCAAGAACAACUAUCAGCUAAUCAAAUAGAAGUUUCACAGCUUAAAUUACAAUUAGAAAAUGAACAACAAAAAGUAUCGGAAUUACAAAGAGAGAGAGAAGCAAAUGCUACAUCAGAACUUGAUAAUUUAUUAAGUGAAGCCAGAAGAGAUAAAGAAAAAAUUGAGGCAAAAGCAAUGCGGCUUCAAGAGCAAUUAGCACUGAGUCAAAGAGAAACUUCUAGAUUAAAGGAAAAGUUAAAUCAGAUACAAGAAGAAAAUAUGGUUACUAAAAACAAUGCUCAUAAGCAACUAUCAGACUUGGAAUAUCGUAUUGAGCAACUAGAAACUGAAAAACUUCAAAUUCAAAGAGAUAUGGAGAUUUUAGAAGAUGCUUUACAUCAAGCAGAAUUAAAAUGUCAAAGACACUUAGAAGAUAAACGAGAAUUGAAAGCAACUGUAGGAGAAUUACAAAAAACAGUGAAUGAAACAACUUCCCAACUGAAAGAAGUACAGAAAGAACUUGAUGAAUUUAAAGAAAAACAUUGCACUGAGAUACAAGAGUGGCAGCGCUUCCAAGCUGAUUUAUUGACAACUGUUAGAGUAGCUAAUGAUUUUAAAACUGAAGCUCAGCAGGAUGUAGAGCGAUUAGCAGUAGAAAAUAAACAGUUAAAAGAGAAGAUUGAAAGUUUAGAAUCAGAAUAUGAGAAAUUAAAAGUCAAAAAGGAACUAUUAUCAUCAUCACACCAAAGGAAUAUCAGUUUACGUAACACAAAUAUUAUAAAUCCUCCAGACGUAAGUGUGUUGACAUCUGUUGAAAAAGAUUUAGUAUCAACACGUCGUCAGUUGAAUUCCACAAAAUGGGGAGAACAUAGAGGUGCUACUCAGAUGUCAGUGAAAAGUUUAAUUGAAUCAAUAGAAAAUGCAACAAAACAUGCUAAAGGUCCGAGUAGUAGCCAUAGUUCAUCAACCAGUAGUGUAGGUAGUACUUCUUCAGAAACUCGUACUACUACAAAUUCAAUUUUAUUAGGUAGUGGAAGUAAUAUUUUUAUUAAGCCUCCUUUGCGUUCUGCUUCAAGUGAUGCUUCUUUACUUCGUGAUACUAAAACAAGUAGUCAGUCAGGUAGAUUACAAAGAAAUUCAUAUAAUGAAGGAAAAUCAAAUGGAAUUGCUUCUACUUUAACUUCAGAGCCAGUUAGUGGUCUGAAGACAAAUGGUGAGAUAGAAACUAGUAAGCCUCCACCAGCUCAUCCUGUUUCAAUUCUUGCUAGUAAAUUAGAACCCAUGAGAAGAAACAGUUAUGGGGAUGUAGAAAAAAAAGAUCCAUUAUCAUCAUUAGUAAAAGGUGGUGGCUCUAAACGCAAUGCUCUUCUGAAAUGGUGCCAGAAUAAAACUAUGGGAUAUAAGGGUAUAGAUAUUACUAAUUUUAGCAGUAGCUGGAAUGAUGGACUGGCAUUCUGUGCUCUCUUACAUUCAUAUCUUCCUGAUCUAAUUCCAUAUAAUGAACUGGAUGGUAAAGAUAAGAGACGAAAUUUUACUAUUGCAUUUCAAGCUGCUGAAUCUGUAGGAAUUUCAACAACGCUGAAUAUAAAUGAACUGAUAUCUCAAGAACGCCCAGAUUGGCAGUCAAUAAUGACCUAUGUUACAUCUUUGUACAAGCACUUUGAAACUUAAUUCCUAUGUCAAAUUUUCAAAUGUAUAUAAUUAAGAACUGAAAUAUAUUUAACAAAUAUUGCUUUUGUUUCCACAAUAGUCUGCAUGAAAUUAUCGAACAGACUAUAAUGAAUAACUUGAGUUUAUGGACCAAAUUAACAAAGGUCCUUAAUACAGUUGAGAGAGCUCGUCAGUUGUCUAUUGUAUAAAUGAAUUAAAAACAUUAUAUUAUGCUCAUUGGAUAAUCUAGUCACGGUUAAAAAUGAAAAUGUUCAAGAAUGGGUGUUGUGGAAUAUUGAUCAGUACAUUGUAAUUGUUAUAUGAGUAAAAUAUUGUCAGUUAGUUCUUCAUAAUGUAAUGCUGUUUUUUUGUUAACAAAGGAAAUUUUACUGUGGAAGUAUCCUGUUAAGGCACUGAUUUGCAUGUUGGAUACGUCAUUUUUGAUUUGCGUAUUGUUCUUAUGCAUACUCGAAA